Molecule: messenger RNA, 1241 nt
Organism: Anopheles coustani
Lineage: Eukaryota; Metazoa; Arthropoda; Insecta; Diptera; Culicidae
Product: polyprenol reductase
Exons: 1
Coding region: 145-1092 (315 amino acids)
Biological process (GO): polyprenol catabolic process; dolichol-linked oligosaccharide biosynthetic process
Cellular component (GO): endoplasmic reticulum
Molecular function (GO): 3-oxo-5-alpha-steroid 4-dehydrogenase activity
Source: RefSeq, a predicted model, not a curated record
GUGAAAUACUCAUGUGGCGUGGCCUACUUCCUCAAUAUCAGUCGCUAUUCAAGGUGUUGUCGUCGUAAUAACGCAAUUUUCAUUCCGUUUUUCAAAUUUCCAGUCCCUCAAACGCGAAGAAACGGUAGUCUGCAGCAAGCAACCAUGUUUUCUUGGCUCGAUCUCCGGUCGAUCAACUUGAUAAACUUUCUGCUCGUCAACCUGAUCAUCACCGUAGUGGUGCUGGGUGGUCUGCUGGCCACUAUCGAGAAGCACCUUCCGACUGCGAUUCGACAGACAUUCCGCUACGGCAAGCACGCCCUCAAAGGAACGCCAGAUCGGUUGGUUUCGCUGUUGGAGGUCCCCAAGGCAUGGUUCAAACAUUUCUACGUGUUUGCUGCAGCGUGGUCGCUGGCGGGCUUCGCCUGCAUGGCCCAAGCAUACGUCACGGGUAAACCAGCGCCCGAUUUUGUGAUAGACUUCCUCGACAUGAUGGCCACAAACAAGCGCGGGGUUCGUACCACACCGACUGAAACGUUAAUCGCCAUGACACUGAUCACUAUGCAGUGCCUACGUCGCUUCUACGAGACCUGGUUCGUGCAGGUGUUUUCCAGCACGAUGAAGAUCAACCUGUCCGCUUAUCUUGUAGGAUACAUACACUACUUCUGCACGGUUGCUGCAAUCCUUUCGCAGGCUGAGGGCUUCACUCGUGCCGGUCCAAUGAAGCAGCCAGCAAAUGGGUACCGAUUCCAUCCGGAUGCAUCCCUGGCACUUGCAAUUGGCCUGUUCUACUACGCCUGGUUUCACCAAUAUCGUUCGAACGUGAUUCUGGCAAAUCUACGAAAAGAUAAGACGGGAAAAGUUAUCAGCCAGAAGCACAGCCUUCCGACCGGCGAUUACUUCGAGUUGGUCUCUUCGCCGCACAUGUUCUUCGAGAUCGUGAUGUACGUCGUCCUUUUUGGAGUAUUGCACAGGAAUACGUCCAUGGUGUACGUGUUGCUGUGGGUUGUAUCGAAUCAGAUGAUGAAUGCCUGGUUGACUCAUCAGUGGUAUAUGGAAAAUUUCCCAAACUAUCCUAAAUCCCGGAAGGCGCUGAUACCAUUGCUGUUUUGAGUGUAGCAGUGUCGAUUAUGAAAUUCUAAAACCAGGUGGUUCAAUAGAUCUAAACUUUCUGAUGGUGCUAUUUUACAAAAUAUUCAUAUUUAUUGUAACUAUUUAUGAAUAAAUACUACGUUGAUUUAACGUAAUGAGCUCGAACAACU